Linum tenue is the source of this 1910-nucleotide messenger RNA. NCBI's taxonomy places the organism in Eukaryota, Viridiplantae, Streptophyta, Magnoliopsida, Malpighiales, Linaceae. The record is from the annotation of a GenBank genome assembly.
UUUGGUAAUAAUAUAUUUUUAUUUUUUGCAGUUUGCAAAACGGAAAAGGAAAAACCAGAAGUUCUAUAUAAAACGGUGCGUAUGUCCCUGCCGUCUGCCUCCUUCAGCAAGCCAAGAUCGAAGGAGAAAGAAAAAAAACAAAAACAAAAAAUAAAAACAAAAUUCUCUGGAACACAGUUCAGAAGCCUAUAGGCUAGAAGCCUUCACAAGCUUUCUUCUUCAAUCGCCAGACUCCAAGAACUGGUUCUCUGGUUACCAAAUCCUGAAGCAAAAUAUUUUUUUUUUGGAAGAGAUAAAAAGCCCCUCUCGCCGGCCGCGAAUUUCUCUUCGAAGUUCGCCCAAGCCCAACCAACCAUGAUGCUCAGAAUCCGCAGCCGGGACGGCCUGGAGCGGGUCUCCGUCGACGCCUCCUGCACCACCGUCGGGCACCUCAAAACCCUAAUUCAGUCCCAGCUCCAAAUCCCCAUCCACAACCAAACCCUCUCCACCAACCAGAACCUCCUGCUCGCCAAAUCCCCCGCCGAUCUCCUCAAGCUCGCCGACAUGGCCGACCCGGCCACGCCGCUCUCCGCGCUCAACCUAGCCCACGGCUCCAUCGUGUUUCUGGCCUACGAGGGCGAGAGGAGCAUCGCCGGGCCCGCGGUCUCCCCCGCCGGAUCCUUCGGCCGCAAGAUGACCAUGGACGAUCUGAUCGCCAAGCAGAUGCGGGUCUCCAGGCAGGAGAACCCGCAUUGCGAGUCGGUUUCCUUCGAUCGAGACUCCGCCAAUGCGUUCCAGCACUACGUCAACGAGACCCUCGCCUUCGCGGUGAAGAGGGGCGGGUUUAUGUACGGGACGGUCUCCGAAGAGGGGAAAGUUGAGGUGGAUUUCAUAUACGAGCCGCCUCAGCAAGGGACCGAGGAAGCUCUGUUGCUUUUGAGGGAUUCCGGUGAAGAAAAAGCUGUGGAUGCUAUUGCGUCAGGGUUGGGGAUGAGGAGGGUUGGGUUCAUAUUCACGCAGACCAUAGCGCAGGAUAAGAAAGAUUACACCUUGUCUAAUAGAGAGAUUCUGCAGGCCGCCGAGCUCCAUGCCGAGAGUGAGUUGAAGGAGUGGGUGACUGCGGUGGUGAAGUUGGAGGUGAACGAGGAUGGUGGUGCGGAUGUUCACUUUGAAGCCUUCCAACUUAGUGAUACGUGCGUCAAGCUAUUCAAGGAAGGGUGGUUUGAGACUGAGAUUGGGCAGGAUGUGGAUCCAAAGUUAUCUAUCAUGAAGAAGGAUGUUGUUGUGGGCGUGAAAGAUGUCAAGGAGGUCGACAACGAUUUCUUCUUGGUUGUGGUCAAGAUUUUGGAUCACAUGGGUCCUUUUACAUCAACAUUCCCUAUUGAGAACAGGGCCACACAAGUGACAAUGAGGGCACUGAAGAAUCACCUCGAACGCGCAAGGAGCCUUCCAUUCGUGAAGAGGAUAUCUGACUUCCAUCUGAUGCUAUUCCUGGCUAGGUUUCUAGACCUCAAUUCCGAUGUCCCUGCACUUGCAGAGUGUGUCCUUACACAGACGACUGUGGCAGAAGGCUACCAGAUCCUAAUUGAAUCCAUGGCCAGCACUGCUUGAUCCCCCCCUCUCGUCUACAACUGGGAUCGCAGAAUCCCCGUUUGCUUAAUCGAGGCCACGAACCAUUGUACAUCACUGUUUCUUCUCUUUGAUGAUGCUCAUGUGCAAUAGGAAGGGGCAUUUCGUUGCCUGGGAAAUUGAUUAUGUCCAUAUGUACUCAGUACUUAACAGUCUAUUUAUGAGCAUUCUUCUAGCGUCUUUCUUAAUAGCUUUAGUUAGGCUAAAUUGCAAGUUUGGUCACUAGAAUUACUUAAAAAAUUCACGUUUGCCACUCAAAUUAAUUUAUUCCAUUCGUGGUCACUUAAAUUAGUUCAACGGUU